This is a messenger RNA of Gambusia affinis (western mosquitofish), 2804 nucleotides long. It is a transcript of the gene fbln1, whose product is annotated as fibulin 1. Lineage: Eukaryota; Metazoa; Chordata; Actinopteri; Cyprinodontiformes; Poeciliidae. Gene Ontology annotation, biological process: extracellular matrix organization. Gene Ontology annotation, molecular function: peptidase activator activity; calcium ion binding. The record is from RefSeq and is a predicted model, not a curated record. Gene Ontology annotation, cellular component: extracellular region. Bases 463 to 2379 code for a protein of 638 amino acids. The transcript is spliced from 17 exons.
UAUGUAAGCUGCAACGCUUGCAUGUAAGGAGUUAAAAGAGGCUAAAAGAGAUAGAAUAAAAUAUAGAUCCUACAACAACACUUAGGCAAAAUUUCUUUAAAACUUUUUUGUUGUUGCCAGUGACGGUCCAGCGCUUUAUUAUCGGUCUCAUUGCGCUGCAGCAGUGUCGAGGCGUGAACGGGGUCCUUUCCAGCUCUCCGCGGGCAUUCUUCUGUCUGCCCGGCCGUGUUAGAGGUGACACAUACGUGGCAAGGCGAGCUUUAUUGAGCUUCAAAGGAGCGCAGCCCCCCUCUGCAACAAGAUUAACGCCGCUGGAGAACGACCUUUCAGGAACUCCAAUUUCCUCCAACGCAUUAGCUCAGAGGAGAAAAGCACACCGCAGUAGACGACUGCUGUAAAAACGGCCAGAAGCAUGCGAGCGAUAACAAUGACUGUGCGUCCCUCCCCCUCAUUUCCUCUUCAAUGACUUGCAGGAUAGCGCAGGAGCAGUGCUGUGUGUCAGUGCUGGAGGACAACAUGUGUUCCACCGGAAUCAACGUGGCAAAAGACCAGGGAGUCUGCGAUUCUCUGCUUGCCGGCACUUGCGAGACCAAGACAACAAAGAUGUGCUGCGACUGUUGUCUCCUGGGAAAGGAAGCUCAGGACCUGAACAUGCCCUGCGACCACAACCUGUCAGUGGGCUACCAGUGCAGCCUGGUGUCCCGGGCCUGCUGCAUGGACGGAGCUUCAGACAACCAGACAGCAGCACUGGGACAGUCUGAAAUACCCAACCAGGACGGCAGCGCUGGCGUAGCAGUGGGAGUUGAUCCAUGCAAAGGGAAGUGUGACCACGUCUGCGUCGGGAAUGACUCCUGCGCCUGCAUGAAGGGCUAUAAACUCAAACCGGACGGGAGGAGCUGUGAGGACAUCAACGAGUGCCUGCUGGGAUCCAGCACCUGUCGGGGGGGAGAGCGUUGCAUCAACACCGAGGGUUCGUUCCGCUGCAUGAGAGAGGUCAGCUGCGGGACCGGCUACGAGCUCACCGAAAGCAACGACUGCAAAGACAUAGAUGAGUGUGAGGCAGGCAUCCACAACUGCGGUGAACAGUUCACGUGUCAAAACACCCAGGGGUCGUUCCGCUGCGCCCCGAAGAACACCUGCGGCUCGGGGUUCAUCCAGGACGCGCUCGGAAGCUGCAUCGAUAUCAACGAAUGCGUCACCCAGUCGAGUCCGUGCCACCGAGGGCAGAUCUGCGUGAACACGCUCGGCUCCUACUCCUGCCAGAGGAACUCUGUGAACUGCGGUCGGGGAUACCACCUCAAUGAAGAGGGCACCCGCUGCGUCGAUAUUGACGAGUGCAAAGGAGCCGAGCAGGUCUGCUCAGGCCACGCUUGCAUCAACCAGUUGGGAUCGUACCGCUGCGAGUGUGAAACCGGGUACAACUUCAACAGCAUCAACCGGCUCUGUGAAGAUAUUAAUGAGUGCAGGCACUACCCUGGACGACUAUGUGGUCACAAAUGUGAUAACACCCCUGGGUCCUACAAGUGUAGCUGCACCACAGGGUUCCAACUGGCUCGGGAUGGCCGGAACUGCGACGAUGUGAAUGAGUGUGAGAGCAACCCGUGCAGCCAGGAAUGUGCCAACGUGUAUGGCUCCUACCAGUGCUACUGUCGCCGUGGCUACCAGCUCAAUGACAUAGACGCCAUGACUUGUGAAGAUAUUGAUGAAUGCGCCCUUCCCACUGGUGGCCAUAUUUGUUCCUAUCGCUGCCACAACACAGCGGGAAGCUUCCACUGCUCCUGCCCUACCAACGGCUACACGUUAGCAGUGAACGGGCGCAGCUGCCAGGACAUUGACGAAUGUGUAACGGGAAGACACACAUGCACGGAAAAUGAGAGCUGCUUCAACAUCCUGGGCGGGUACAGGUGCCUGUCCUUUGACUGUCCCAAAAACUACAGACGUGUUGGACAGACAACUCCGACGCUCGAACGAUCUGACACGGUCCGCUGUAUAAAGUCCUGUCAGCCCAAUGACAUCGCCUGCGUUCUGGACCCCACGCUCUCCACGGCCCACACCUUCUUCUCCUUGCCCACCCUCAGAGAGUUCACAAGGUCAGAGGAAAUCGUUUUCCUGAGAACGACAGUUCCGGCUUACGGAUCGUACCACUUAGGUACUUAUGACGUCAAGUUUGAAAUCCUAGAGGGCAACAUAGAGAACGCCUUUGACAUCAUCAAGCGAGUGGAGAAUGGAGUGUAUGUGGGUGUUGUUCGCCUUGUAAAGCCUCUGAUUGGUCCAAGGGAAACAGUACUGAAACUGUCCAUGCGCAACCUGACAACCCAGGGUGAAUCUGGCCAGAGCAUCAUCAGCGUUCACAUCUUUGUGUCAGAGUUCUGGUUCUGAGAAGAACAUAGACGAUUUUACAACACAUAUAACAACAUCCACUCUUAACACUGUACAUGUUGUUGUUGUUCUUUGAAGGCAUAACUCGGUGUCAAGGGGUUUAACUGUAUGUUUCGACAACGUCAAUACUUUCUGACUGUCGUUGAGAUUGAAGGCCACUGCUUGCUUCUGAUGAAAGCUCUGUAUUUUGUGGACGACAAAUUCAGAAUAAAGUGCAGCAUCGUUGAGAAACCUUACGCUAUGUUGUCGGUAUAAACACAUGUCAGAGAUACAGAUAUGCCGUUUGUUUGAAGUGCAUGCAUGUGAAGAACUAAUCUAAUAAUAAUAAUCAUUUUCUUAAACUUUUUCUUUUGUUUUUCUUCGUCUUGCCAAAUGUAUUUUUGUAUUUAAGCAUUUUAUACAGAAUAAACACUAUUUUAUUUACA